This is a messenger RNA of Cimex lectularius (bed bug), 3155 nucleotides long. Its product is annotated as ras-related protein Rab-9A-like. Lineage: Eukaryota; Metazoa; Arthropoda; Insecta; Hemiptera; Cimicidae. Gene Ontology annotation, biological process: retrograde transport, endosome to Golgi. Gene Ontology annotation, molecular function: GTP binding; GTPase activity. Bases 351 to 980 code for a protein of 209 amino acids. Gene Ontology annotation, cellular component: phagocytic vesicle; lysosome; late endosome. The record is from RefSeq and is a predicted model, not a curated record. The transcript is spliced from 3 exons.
AUUAAAGAGACCGGCCUUGCCCAUUUUGUAAUCUUUUCGGCCUAAAUUCAAAAGUUAUUUUGUAAUGAAACGUUAAACCGGAGCGCUAGUUGUUGGAGUGUUAUUAUUUACUUAGUUCAGUCAGUGUCAGUGAGUAGUGACAGUUGUGUCACUUCUGUCUCUUGGCUACGUCUCUGAGGCUGGUUUGACAUUUGUGGUAUGGUCCUUUGUGACCGUAGCGGAGCUCACUCCUGUUUAUGUAACAGGGCGAUAAACAGAACUAAUCAUCGUAGCGACGAUAACGGCGGAUAUGGGCGAUGCCUCGGAGGCGGACGAUUGACGACCGAGUCACACCGUGCCUUUGAACGAGGAUGGCCAACGGGAAGAACACCCUGCUCAAAGUCGUCAUCCUCGGCGACGUGCGUGUCGGCAAGUCCUGCCUCAUGAACAGGUUCGUCAAGAAUCAAUUCGACGAUCACAUUCAUCCGACGAUCGGUGUCGAGCUUCUCGACAAGGAGAUCAGGUUGAACAACGACCUAUACACAUUUCAGAUAUGGGAUACCGCUGGUCAAGAAAGGUUCAAAAGCCUCAGGACACCAUUCUACAGAGGCUCUGACAUCUGCAUCCUCACUUUCGCCCUGGACGACAAGACAACCUUCGAUAGUUUGUCACUUUGGAAGAAGGAGUUCCUACAUUACGCCAACCUUCAAAAUAAUAAGAUCUUCCCAUUUGUUGUCAUCGGUAACAAGGUUGAUGUAGGCAAGUGGAAAAGAGAAGUGAGUGAAGAAGAGGUCAGAAAGUGGUGCCAGGACAACGGAAAUUUACCGUACGUCGAAACGAGUGCCAAAGAUGCCACAAAUGUCGAAGAGGCUUUCAUAAUGGCCUUGGAAACGUGGACAAAGUUCGAGGCUGAACUUGAUAAACACAACGGCCACUACAAUAUGAUCAAGAUUGAGAGGGACCGUGCUUCUCAUUCACAUCUGUGUUGUAACACCAGUUGAAAUGGUGAACACUUUGGUUACCAACGUAAUAAUUAUUGUGAUACAAAGAGAUCAAUCUCUCUCUCUUUUUUUAUUUAAUUUUUUAUAUUUUUGUUUUUUGUUCAUUUCAUAUGUGAAAAUUGCAAAACAUUAUAACUUGAGAAAAACAAGUUUAAGAAAGUAAUUUUCAUUAAACAAUAAUUUAAACGAAAGUUUGAAAAAUAAUACAUGUUUGUAAAUUUACUUUAUUUAUAAAAAAAAUUAUAUGCAUUUAUUGAAUAACUUUAUUACAAAAUUUGUAAUGUUAAGUAAAUUCAACGUAUUGAACUAAAAUAUGAACAUUUUUAUCUUAUUAUUUGGCUGAAUUUCCUAGUUUCAAUUUUAUUUAAAGAAACACUUGCAUUCAAUGUUAUGACAAAAUCAGGUACCCAUUUGCAAAAGUAGUGCAUCCAUUUUUAAAACUUUUUUAAAGAUUGUAUUCUCAUUGCAAAAAACAAAUUCUUUUGUAUCACUCUUAAAAAUCCUGCUUUAUUUUGUGUAUAUUCAUUUAUCUUUAAUCCCUGCACAUUUAAUUUUUAGAUUGAUCCCACUUGAUAUUGACAUUUCUUAUCAUUAACUCAUCUCAACGUUAUAUUUUGUGUAGUUUACAUUCUAAAAUGUAAUUUAUGUGAUAGCACUGUUGUCUGAGAAUUGUGAUAGAUUUUAGACUGCUCUCGUAGUGAUCAAUGUGCUCAAAGAAGUUUAUAGAUAGUUACGGGGAAAAAACAGAUCAAAAGAUUGAAAUCUUUCUUCAACUAUUAGAAAAAAUCCCGAUAAAUCUUUAAUGCUGAAAGGUAUAUUCAAAUGAUUAAUGUGUUCAUGAAAUAGAAAUUGAUAACUUUAUAUUUAUAUUAAGCUAAAGUAUAAAUUGAUACCUUAUGUCUGGUUAAAAAAGACGUUAACUAUGGUUGAAAAUUAAUUACACUAAAAUAAAAUUAGACAAACUUUUACUUUAAACUAGAAAAGUUUAAAAAAUCUUGCAGUUCGUCAAUUAAUAUAAUUAAGAAGGCUUUUGGUGAAUAAAAUUUUGUUUCAUUGACGAUUAGUAUUAUGUUGGAAUGUCUUUCUUGUAACAUCUUUGCUGUUUAAAUCUUGUGAUAAUAAAUAAUUUUUGAAAAAUGUAAUCCAAGUAAAUUAAAUUUGCAUGCUUAUUAAUUGUUCCAAUAGGACGAUGUACUUAAAAAAAAUAUUGUGCCUGCUAGCUAGGCCAGUCUGUGAGGAUAUACUCUUUUUAUUAAUUGGUAUUGAAAUUUUUUUUUUAUAUAAUCAAAAGUUGUUUCAAGAGAUUUUUGGGCGUUCUUGAUUUAUCUUUUCUAUUUAUGAUAUCAGUAAGACAAAAGGUAAAACUAUAAAACAUUUACAUUUUAAGCGAUAAUAACGGGAAAAUAUAGAAAAAAUGGUAUAUGCUUUAAGACAUAAUAGAAUACAAAAGGUUUCUUGAAAUUUCUCCCUUGUUUUAAUAUGCAUACCUUCGGUAAUCAAAUGUUUAUUAUAAAUAUAUUUACUCAAUGUAUUGUUUUAUAUAAAAUUGUAAUCAUAGUGAUGCAAAGAUAUAUUUUUGUAUAGAUUCAAUGUUUUUAAUAAUUUUAAUGAUUUAUAAUUGCUUAAUAAUAGCUACUAUAUUGUUACUAUUUUGUUCUGUUAAACAAAUUUUUAUCAUGUUUUUGUUAAAACAAUUUUUUCACUAGGUUCCUCUAAAGGUGAAAUUAACAAUUUCUGUUAGAAGUCUGUCUUAACAUAAAGAAAAAUCAAUUUAUAUUUACCAGCAUUUGAAUAUUUUUGAAAAUGAAAGAAAAAGAAACAAAUAUGUUGAAAAAAUGUUGAAAUGCAUUAUUAGAAAAUUUUGUAUCAUGUUAAUCACAGUUUGAAUUUCAUAUUUUAUAAUGCAUGCCACAAAAGACAACUUUUACCAUCUCUAAAUAGUUAUUAAAAUUAUAUAAGUACUUAAUAUAAAAAAUUUAUUCUUUGUAAAUUUACAAAUUAAAGACUGCUUUCUCCUGAUUGAUCGAUGAUAAUGCCUUAUGUAAUUUGCCUUACAAAGAGAAUAAUUUUAUAUACACUUUACGUUAUUUGUUAAGACAAUUAUAAAUCCUCAGAACUAUUAUUUACAUUUGUAGCUUUUAAGAGAAAUAAAUGCACAUUUUCUCCUUUUAACAA